AUGGGCAUUCCUUCUUUCACAGCGAUGCUUGCAUACAUGCUUUAUUCUUCUCUUGCCAUAGAACUUGAUUCUCUUCAUGUUUCCCAGUCCCUCAGUGAUGGCAUGACCUUAGUGUCACAAGGUGGAAAAUUUGAACUUGGUUUCUUCAGCCCUGGUAAUUCUUCACACAAGCGUUACUUGGGAAUUUGGUACAAGAAAAUUCCAAUUCAGACAGUUGUUUGGGUUGCCAAUAGGGCCAACCCCAUCAAUGAUUUCUCAGGAAUUUUAACAAUGAAUAGCACAGGCAAUCUUUUACUCACCAAAAAUGGCACUGAGACUACUUUUUGGAGCACAAUCUCUCGAAAACAAGCAAAGAAUCCAGUAUUGGAGCUCUUGGAAAGUGGCAAUCUUGUGUUAAGAAAUGAAGAGGAAUCAAAUCCAAAGGCCUAUUUGUGGCAGAGCUUUGAUUAUCCUUCAGAUACGUUCUUGCCAACCAUGAAGUUGGGAAGGGACCUCCAAAAUGGUUUAGAUCGGCGCAUAACUUCUUGGAAGAGUCCAAAUGAUCCAUCCCCUGGAGACAUUUUUAUUGGUUUAGUUCUAAAUGAUUAUCCAGUCUAUUACAUGAUGAAUGGGACAAAAAAAUUAUUUAGAGCUGGACCUUGGAAUGGCCUAUACUUCAGUGGAGAACCAAAUCUGUCCCAUACAUAUAUUUUUGAAGUCAGUUUUGUAUCAAACAAGGAUGAGAUAUACUUUAGUUUUAACACCAAGGUUGAUUCUAUCACUGGAAGAGGUGUAAUAAGCCAAACAAGUCAAUCUCUUGCACACUAUUUAUGGGAUGACAAUAUUAAGAAUUGGAAAUUUUCUGGAUCAUGGCCAGGUGAUGUGUGUGAUAAAUAUGACCUUUGUGGAGCCUAUGGUUAUUGCAGUGUAGCAGAAUCAAAGCAUGUCUGCCAAUGCUUUAAAGGGUUCAGUCCAAAGUCACCAGAAGAAUGGAACUCAAACAACUCCUCACAAGGAUGCAUUCGUGACAAACCAUUAAGCUGCAAUGUCACAACUAGUGAUGUGUUUGUCAAAUAUACUGGCUUGAAAGUGCCAGAUACUCAGCAUACUAAGGUGGAUGAGAAUAUUACUUUAGAUGAAUGUAGAAAUCUUUGUUUGAAGAACUGCUCUUGCAUGGCUUAUUCCAAUUCAGACAUAAGAGGAGGAGGCAGUGGCUGCGCCAUGUGGUUCGGCAAUCUAAUUGACAUCAAAAUGAUUCAAUCUGGUGGACAAGAUCUAUAUAUCCGAAUGCCUGCUUUUGAGUCAGGUAAGGCCGUAAGGGACAAAAGUUCAUUUUUGAUAAUUGCUAGCACCAUUGCUGCAUCUUGUGCAACACUUCUACUUUGUGUUUAUGUUAUAUACAGAGUCCGAAGGAACAAUAUUGAAAAAUCAAAGAUAGAAGAAUAUAUGGAAGGGCAUGUAAAUGAUACGGAUCUACCAUUGUUUGAUCUACUAACAAUUACUACUGCGACCGAAAAGUUCUCGUUGAAUAACAAAAUUGGGCAAGGUGGUUUUGGACCUGUUUAUAAGGGAAAAUUAGCAGAUGGUCUUGAAAUUGCUGUGAAGAGACUCUCACAUAGCUCUAGACAAGGAAUGACUGAAUUCAUAACUGAAGUAAAGCUAAUUGCGAAACUUCAGCACCGUAAUCUAGUAAAACUUCUUGGUUGCUGCAUUCAAGGAGAAGAAAUUUUGUUAGUUUAUGAAUAUGUGGUUAAUGGUAGCCUGGACAACUUCAUCUUUGAUCAAACAAAAGGUAAGUUGUUGGAUUGGCCUCAACGCUUGGGCAUAAUAUUUGGAAUUACUAGGGGGCUCUUAUAUCUUAAUCAGGAUUCAAGAUUGAGGAUUAUUCAUAGAGAUCUCAAAGCAAGUAACGUUUUACUCGAUGACAAAUUAAAUCCAAAAAUAUCAGAUUUUGGAACGGCCAGAACUUUUGGAGGAGAUCAAACUGAAGGAAACACAAAUAGAGUCGUUGGGACUUAUGGAUACAUGGCACCAGAGUAUGCUAUUGACGGGCUGUACACUAUAAAAUCCGAUGUCUUCAGCUUUGGCAUACUUAUGAUGGAAAUUAUAUGUGGGACUAAAAAUAGAGCUCUUUGUCAUGCAAAUCAAACUCUUAACCUCAUUGGCUAUGCUUGGAGGGUAUGGAAAGAGGAGAAGGCUUUAGAGUUGAUAGAUUCAAGCAUAAAGGAGUCAUGUGUAAUCUCAGAAGCAUUGCGAUGCAUCCAUGUGAGUCUGUUGUGUGUACAACAAUACCCUGAAGAUAGGCCUACAAUGGCCUCUGUGAUUCUCAUGUUAGGAAGUGAGAUGGGUUUAGUUGAGCCUAAAGAGCCUGGCUUCUUUCCCAAGUGGGUUUCUAUCGAAGCGAAUUCGCAGCCACAUCAAUGUGAAGUAUCUACAAAUGAUGACUUAACCAUUACCUCAUUAGAUGGCCGAAUGGGCAUUCCUUCUUUCACAGUGAUGCUUGCUUACAUGCUUUCUUCUUCUUCUCUUGCCAUAGAACUUGAUUCUGUUCAUGUUUCCCAGUCCCUCAGUGAUGGCAUGACCUUAGUGUCACAAGGUGGAAAAUUUGAACUUGGUUUCUUCAGCCCUGGUAAUUCUUCACACAAGCGUUACUUGGGAAUUUGGUACAAGAAAAUUCCAAUUCAGACAGUUGUUUGGGUUGCCAAUAGGGCCAACCCCAUCAAUGGUUUCUUAGGAAUUUUAACAAUGAACAGCACAGGCAAUCUUUUACUCACAGAAAAUGGCACUGAGACUACUUUUUGGAGCACAAGCACAUUCUCUCAAAAACAAGCAAAGAAUCCGGUAUUGAAGCUCUUGGACAGUGGCAAUCUUGUGUUAAGAAAUGAAGGGGAAUCAAAUCCAAAGGCCUAUUUGUGGCAAAGCUUUGAUUAUCCUACAGAUACAUUCUUGCCAACCAUGAAGUUGGGAAGGGACCUCCGAAAUGGUUUGGAUUGGCGCAUAACUUGUUGGAAGAGUCCAAAUGAUCCAUCCCCUGGAGACUAUUCUCUUGGUUUAGUUGUAAGGGAUUAUCCAGUCUAUUACAUGAUGAAUGGCACACAAAAAGUAUAUCGGUCUGGACCUUGGAAUGGCCUUUACUUCAGUGGAUUCCCAGAUCUGUCCUUUACAUAUGUUUUUGAAGACAGUUUUGUCACAAACAAGGAUGAGAUAUCCUAUAGUUAUAACACCAAGCUUGAUUCUAUCAUUGGAAGAGGUGUAAUAAGCCAAACAAGUCCAUCUCUUACAAGUUAUUUAUGGGAUGACAAUCUUCAGAAUUGGAAAGUUUCUGCAUCAACACCAGGUGAUGUGUGUGAUAAAUAUAACCUUUGUGGAGCCUAUGCUUAUUGCAGUGUAGUAGAAUCAAAGCAUGUCUGCCAAUGCUUUAAAGGGUUCAGUCCAAAGUCACCAAAAGAAUGGAACUCAAACAACUCCUCACAAGGAUGCAUUCGCGACGAUCCAUUAAGCUGCAAUAAUGUCUCAAACACUGAUGUGUUUGUCAAAUAUACAGGCUUGAAAGUGCCUGAUACUCAGCAUACUAAGCUGCAUGAGAAUAUUAAUUUAGAUGAAUGCAGAAAUCUGUGUUUGAAGAACUGCUCUUGUAUGGCUUAUACCAAUUCAGACAUAAGAGGAGGAGGCAGUGGCUGCGCCAUGUGGUUCGGCGAUCUAAUUGACAUCAAAAUGAUUCAAAAUGGUGGACAAGAUCUAUACAUCCGAAUGCCUGCUUUUGAGUCAGGUAAGGGACAAAACUUCAUUUUGCUUUAUAGACUUCAACAUCGGUACAAGCAAAAAGUGAUAAUUGCUAGCACCAUUGCUGCAUCUUGUGCAACACUUCUACUUUGUGUUUAUGUUAUAUACAGACUCCGAAGGAACAAUAUUUAAAAAUCAAAUAUAGAAGAGUAUGUAAAUGAUACGGAUCUACCAUUAUUUGAUCUACUAACAAUUACUACUGCCACGCACAAGUUCUCGUCGAAUAACAAGAUUGGACAAGGUGGUUUUGGACCUGUUUAUAAGGGAAAAUUAGAAGAUGGACUUGAAGUUGCUGUGAAGAGACUCUCACAUAGCUCUAGACAAGGAAUGACUGAAUUCAUAACUGAAGUAAAGCUGAUUGCAAAACUUCAACACCGUAAUCUAGUAAAACUUCUUGGUUGUUGCAUUCAAGGAGAAGAAAUUUUGUUAGUUUAUGAAUAUGUGGCUAAUGGUAGCCUAGACACCUUCAUCUUCGAUAAAACAAAAAGCAAGUUGUUGGAUUGGUCUCAACGCUUGGGCAUAAUAUUUGGAAUUACUAGGGGACUCUUGUAUCUUCAUCAAGAUUCAAGAUUGAGAAUUAUUCAUAGAGAUCUUAAGGCAAGUAAUGUUUUACUCGAUGACAAAUUAACCCCAAAAAUAUCAGAUUUUGGAAUGGCCAGGACUUUUGGAGGAGAUCAAACCGAAGGAAACACAAAUAGAGUCGUCGGGACUUAUGGAUACAUGGCUCCAGAAUAUGCUAUUGACGGUUUGUAUUCUAUAAAAUCCGAUGUCUUCAGCUUUGGCAUACUUAUGAUGGAAAUUAUAUGUGGGACUAAAAACAGAGCUCUUUGUCAUGCAAAUGAAACUCUUAACCUCAUUGGCUAUGCUUGGAGGCUAUGGAAAGAGGACAAAGCUUUAGAGUUGAUAGAUUCAACUAUAAAGGAGUCAUGUGUAAUCUCAGAAGUAAUGCGAUGCAUCCAUGUGAGUCUGUUGUGUGUACAACAAUAUCCUGAAGAUAGGCCUACAAUGGCUUCUGUGCUUCUCAUGUUAGCAAGUGAGAUGGAUCUAGUUGAGCCUAAAGAGCCUGGCUUCUUUCCCAAGUGGGUGUCUAUGGAAGCGAAUUCGCAGGCAGAUCAAUGUGAACUAUCUUAUGAUGAAUUAACCGUUACUUCAUUAGAUGGCCGGUGAAAUCAAUGAGUCUGCUACACGUAUCAUAGCCUGGAAUCUGGAUCAUAUGGCUAAGAUUCAAGAUCACUCC
This is a messenger RNA of Arachis duranensis, 4999 nucleotides long. Its product is annotated as receptor-like serine/threonine-protein kinase SD1-8. Gene Ontology annotation, biological process: protein phosphorylation; recognition of pollen. Lineage: Eukaryota; Viridiplantae; Streptophyta; Magnoliopsida; Fabales; Fabaceae. The transcript has 14 exons. Gene Ontology annotation, molecular function: protein kinase activity; ATP binding. The record is from RefSeq and is a predicted model, not a curated record.